GUUGACAGGACAGCGAUAGAGAGGAAGAAGAGGAAGCAGAAAUGGCGGCAACAAUCAACGGCGUCGGUGUUGGGCUAGGGCUUCGAUUUUAUUCAAAGCUUGCAAAACGAGUCCCUUCUCGGUCCUCUAGUUUUCGUGUGAAUAUGGCGGUCUCAGUUGGAGACCAGAAAAAGACUUUCUCUCUUGAAAAAUCGGAAGAAGCUUUCAAUGCCGCCAAGAAUUUGAUGCCUGGAGGUGUGAAUUCCCCUGUCCGUGCAUUUAAAUCUGUUGGUGGACAACCAAUUGUGAUGGAUUCUGUCAAGGGCUCUUACAUGUGGGACAUAGAUGGGAACAAGUAUAUCGACUAUGUUGGCUCUUGGGGACCAGCAAUAAUUGGUCAUGCAGAUGACGAGGUGCUUGCAGCCCUGGCUGAAACAAUGAAAAAAGGAACCAGUUUUGGUGCACCUUGUCUUCUAGAGAAUACUCUGGCAGAGAUGGUAAUCUCAGCUGUCCCAAGCAUUGAAAUGGUUCGUUUUGUAAACUCUGGUACAGAAGCAUGCAUGGGUGUGCUCCGUUUGGCCCGUGCUUUCACUGGCCGUGAGAAAAUCAUCAAGUUUGAGGGUUGUUACCAUGGCCAUGCUGAUCCAUUCCUUGUCAAAGCAGGUAGUGGGGUUGCCACCCUUGGUCUACCUGACUCCCCUGGUGUCCCCAGGGCAGCGACCUUUGAAACUUUGACUGCCCCAUUCAAUGAUCUUGCAGCUGUUGAAAAAAUCUUUGAAUCUAACAAAGGAGAGCUUGCUGCAGUUAUUCUUGAACCUGUUGUUGGAAACUCUGGUUUCAUUGCUCCUAAACCUGACUUUCUUGAGGCUUUACGACAGAUCACUAAGGAAAAUGGUGCUCUCCUUGUCUUUGAUGAAGUGAUGACUGGAUUUCGUUUGUCUUACGGUGGGGCUCAAGAGUAUUUUGGUAUUACUCCUGAUUUAACAACUCUAGGAAAGAUCAUUGGUGGGGGCCUGCCAGUUGGUGCAUAUGGAGGAAGGAGGGAGAUUAUGGAAAUGGUGGCACCAGCAGGACCAAUGUACCAGGCUGGGACCUUGAGUGGGAACCCACUGGCAAUGACAGCUGGGAUACACACUCUUAAGCGGUUGCAGUCACCAGGAGCUUAUGAAUAUCUGAAUAAGAUCACUGGUGAACUUGUUGAAGGCAUUAUAAAUGCUGGAAAGAAAACUGGACAUGCAAUUUGUGGUGGGUAUAUCAGUGGGAUGUUUGGCUUUUUCUUCACAGAAGGCCCUGUUUAUAACUUUGAUGAUGCAAAGAAGAGUGAUACUGCAAAGUUUGCAAGGUUUUUUAGGGGAAUGUUGGAGGAAGGUGUUUACUUUGCACCUUCACAGUUUGAGGCUGGAUUUACCAGUUUGGCGCAUUCUUCUGAAGAUAUCCAAAAUACAAUUGCAGCAGCUGAAAAGGUUCUAAGGGAAAUUUAGAUUGUGCAUGCUGUAUCUCUACUUUCCUUCUCCCCUCCCCCCCCUCUCUCUUCUUUCUUUCUUUCUGUUCUCUUGCAACAUUACCAUUUUGCAUGUUAAUUGGCGGCUGCUUUGUAGUCAGUUCUUCUGAGUUUCUGUAUUAGAAUGUGCUAUUUAGUUGUGAAGAAAAAACUAUGUUGUUUAUCACACCAUUCAAGUUCAUUAUCUUCUAAUAAAGUCUGCUUGUUAUC
Molecule: messenger RNA, 1690 nt
Organism: Rubroshorea leprosula
Lineage: Eukaryota; Viridiplantae; Streptophyta; Magnoliopsida; Malvales; Dipterocarpaceae
Source: the annotation of a GenBank genome assembly